Molecule: messenger RNA, 1014 nt
Organism: Sphaeroforma arctica JP610
Lineage: Eukaryota; Ichthyosporea; Ichthyophonida
Exons: 7
Coding region: 1-726 (241 amino acids)
Biological process (GO): regulation of protein catabolic process; ubiquitin-dependent protein catabolic process
Cellular component (GO): proteasome complex; proteasome regulatory particle, lid subcomplex
Molecular function (GO): enzyme regulator activity
Source: RefSeq, a predicted model, not a curated record
AUGUUCUCCCAAAUACCACUACAGUACGAGGAGGCACACAAAUACUUGAUUGGCGCUGUACGCAAGGCACCUCAAAAAUCGGCCGCAGGUUUCCAACAGACCGCACACAAGUUCUGCAUCAUUGUUCAACUGCUCUUGGGUGAUAUUCCCGAGCGUGCGAUUUUCAGACAACCGAUGCUGUUGCAAGCCUUAGCCCCAUACAAAACCCUGAGUCUGGCUGUUCAUCGCGGAGACCUUGUUCUUUUCAACGAAACAGUGGAUGCUAAUAUCGAGAAAUUCCAAGCCGAUAACACGUACACACUCAUCCUGCGAUUGCGACACAACGUCUUAAAGACUGGCGUGAGGCGAAUUUGUCAGUCCUAUUCUGCCAUCUCAUUGACGGAUAUAUGCUCCAAGCUUCACCUGGAUAGCACCGAAGAUGCUGAGUACAUCAUGGCCAAGGCUAUUCGAGAUGGCGUAGUCAAUGCCACAAUUGACCAUGAGGGCGGUGAUGUAAGAACUAAGGAUGCUGUGGAUACCUACUCUACCAACGAACCCCAGGUGCAAUUUGAUCAGAGGGUUCAGUUGUUCAUGAAUAUGUACAAUGACACGGUGAAAGCGAUGCGAUUUCCCCCCAAUGACUAUCGGAAAGAGUUGGAGAGUGCGGAGGAGAGGCGUCUGCGUGAUCAGCAGGAGAAGGAGAUUAUCGAAUAUGUGGAAGGUGACGAUGACGAGCCUGAUUUCUAGCUCGGCCCACCCUGUGUGCGUGUGCGCAGUUGUUCCCAUUUGUAUGGGUAUAAUUGGGGUAUAUGCGGCUACGCACUGCGUGAUCCAUCUACUGAUAUUAGUUGUUAAAAUAAGCAUAUCCGAUUGUGAGUACGACUCGUGUAAUAUGCAAAACACUUUUACAUGCGGGCUUGUAGUACAUGUUUGGAUGGGAAUCAUCUGCUAUCAAAGUUAGUGCUUGCAGGGUCCUCUCACCGCUACACCAUUCAAUAAAAACUCGACAAUUAGGCGCACGAGACUCUUUUACCG